AUGCGGCGCGAUGUCCGCAUCUUACUCGUUGGUGACGAGGGUGUAGGGAAGAGCACCAUCGUCACGUCUCUGAUCAAGGAAUCCUACGUUGCCCAUGUGCAACAUAGGAUUCCAGAAGUCACGAUACCCCCAGAAGUGACACCAGAAAAUGUAACCACCUACAUUGUCGACUCCGGUGCUGGUCCGGAAGACCGGGCUCAUCUUGAGAGUGAACUGCGUAAAGCCCAUGUCAUCUGCGUCGUCUAUUCUAUCGAUAACCCCAACUCUUUCGAUCGAAUUCCAACCUAUUGGCUACCCCACAUCAGGCAACUGGGCGUGAACGUUCCAGUCAUAUUGGUGGGAAACAAAAUAGAUUUACGAGGUGAUGAUGCUACCAAUGAGGCCUUAGAGGAGGAGAUUAUGCCUAUAAUGGGGGAGUUUAAGGAAGUGGAAACCUGCAUAGAAUGUUCAGCCAAAACACCACUCAACGUAUCGGAAGUAUUCUAUUUCGCCCAGAAGGCUGUUCUCCAUCCAACUGCGCCUUUAUAUGACUCUAGGGACCAUGUUCUGAAACCUGCCUGCAUGAAUGCCCUUCGAAGGAUAUUCAAGUUAUGCGACACAAAUAAGGAUGGAAUUUUGGACGCAGCGGAGCUCAAUGAAUUUCAGCGAAAAUGCUUUGACGCGCCGCUACAAGCUCAAGAGUUGGAGGGAAUCCGACAAAUCGUUCAAAACAACACUAUCGGUGGUGUCCGAGACAACGGCCUCACAGAAAUUGGUUUCCUGUAUCUGCACACCACUUUUAUUCAACGAGGUCGUCUCGAAACUACAUGGACUGUUUUACGAAAGUUCGGGUAUGCGGAAGACUUGCGAUUGACAGAAAGUUUCUUAUCCCCCAAAUUCGAUGUCGCGCCAGACUGCUCCGUGGAACUCAGUCCAUUGGGCUAUCAGUUCUUCACCGAUCUUUUCGAAACGUUUGACAAGGAUCAAGAUGGUGCACUGAAGACAGUCGAACUAGAGCAAGUGUUUAGCACAUCUCCUGGAAACCCGUGGUCAACUCAGAAAUUUCCCGAUACGACGUCAUCCGACGAUUCAGGUGCUGUAACAUUGCAAGGCUGGCUCGCGCAGUGGAGUAUGACAACACUCCUUGAACACAAAACCACCCUCGCUUAUCUCGGUUACCUUGGAUAUCCUGGAGAGCCACGAACCGGAGCUUUACAGGUCACUCGACCGCGAAAGACGGACAGACGAAAAGGAAAGGUGACCCGCAAUGUGUUUCUGUGUUAUGUGUGUGGCGCCGCCGGUUCUGGCAAGACAUCACUCCUCAAAGCGUUUGCGGGGAAGCCAUCUACAUCUAUUUAUGAGCCUACUAGCAAGAUGCUCAGCGUUGUCAACUCAGUCGCCAUUGAAGGUUCGGAAAAGUAUCUUAUCUUACAAGAAUUUGGCUCCAAGUACGAGCAAGAGACGCUACGAAACUCCAAGAAGACGGACCUAGCGGAUGUGAUCGUCUAUGUACACGAUUCGAGCGACACCAAUUCUUUCUCAUACAUCAGCAACCUUCGGCAACAAUACGUUCUUGACCAUAUACCGACGCUGUUUGUCGCUACCAAGUCAGACCUCGAUCUAGCUCAGCAGAGACAUGAAGUGCAACCAGAUGUUUACUGUCGACGACUAGGUUUGCAAAUGCCUGUGGCCGUCAGCAUCAAGACUGGUCAAACUGCGGAUGUCUUUCAUGAGAUAUGCAGAAUCGCUAUGAAUCCAAAUACGGCGAUCCCUGGUGGCGCUGAUCGGGCAAUUCGUGCUGCGGCUCGGUUGCGAACCUAUAUGGCCAUCGCCGCCGCUUUGGGUGGGUGCACUGCUGCUGCGAUAAUGUUCUACCGGACGACGAGGAUGGGUGGUGGCUUGGCUGGAAUUAAUCUACAUAGUCUAAUGAGCUGGUUGUCGCGGGCUAACGUGCUGCAUGCCGCAUUUGGACGCGACCUCUUUCCCUUAGCACAACCAAGUCACUUCGAGUUCCGAGAAACUCGAUCUCGGUGCCCCACAUUAGUUUACGACGACUAUAGCAUAAACCACAACGAGUCAUCAUGGACGAAGACAUGGAUUUCGACAGUUCCUCUAACCGGUCAGAUGGCUGGCAUGGACGAUGGGAGGAAGAUGCUCGAUUUGGUGUUCAUUCAGGACUGUACAGGCAGCCAGGGGUCCUACAUUUCCUCCGCAACGAAAAACAUCGAGCAGAUUUCGGGUGCGAUAUAUGAGUCAGGCAAACUUCAGAGCCGGGAAGAUCUGAGAGUGGGCCUCGUCGCUUUCCGCGACCAUCCGCCUCAGGAUCAUACUUAUGUGACCAAAAACUUUGGCUUCUCUUCUGACAUUGCCAAGGUCCAGAAAGAUCUCUCGACGCUAUAUGCAUCGGGAGGUGGAGAUGGGCCAGAAGCGGUCACAGCCGCCAUGUUUGAGGCCCUCAAUAUGGACUGGAGGCCUGAAGCAAGCAAAAUGGUUGUCCUCAUCGCUGAUGCGCCGCCACACGGGAUUGGAGAGUAUGGUGAUGGUUUCGACGAUGGUUCACCCGAUAACAAUGAUCCCCUGCAACUGGCGCGGGUUAUGGCUAGUCGUGGCAUCACUUUGUUUUUUGUGGCAUGUGAACCCGCCCUCAGCGGGUAUUCGUACGCGACCGACUUCUAUCGAGCAAUAACUAAUAUCACAUCGGGGCUGAUGCUGCCGCUCACCACCGCUGACCUUCUUGCCCAUGCAAUUGUUGGCAGUGUGCUCGAAAAUCUGGAUAUGGAGCGUCUAGUACGCGAAGUCGGGCACGCGGUUGCAGCACGGAUUCUUGGCAACAAUGAAAGUGUGGACGAGGUGGCUCGCGAACUGCACGAAAAGCUGUUACUCCGCAACGAAAGCACGAAGAAGGUUGUUAUAGAAAGCAUCUACAAAGAUUCGGAAGAGUCGCGCCAUAAUGUGGAGGUCUAUACUCAAGCUGCGUCACUGCAGGACGCCAGACCACAUCUCAAACGGGUUAGUGGCACGCGGUUCACAGACAAGUACCUCGAGUCGCGAUCGCAGACAGCGCGCAGCUCGCAUUCUGGAUCCAGCUAUUCGUCAUAUCCGUUUGCACCAGCCACACCACCCCGCUCGCCCACCAAAACGCCGACUGCAUCUCCUAAGCUUUCCAGCACCGGGUCUCCGCCGCGAAAAGUGGUGACUGACUUUGCUGCAUUUGGGGCGCCUGCCAAUGCAAGUGUGUUUGGCACUGCUGUUGCGUCGACCCCGUUCUCGCUCGCGGGUGGUAAGGCCGCGUUUGGAGGCAUCCGGAAUGCUGGUCGGGGAGGGUUUGACGACGAUGACGACGAUGAUGAUAACGGGAGGCAAAAAGUCGAGUUGAGAGAAGAUUCGAUUACAUUGGAUCAGGCCCGACGGAUUGCGAUGCAGAGUGCCUGGAGAAGUGCGCGUGCGUGA
Molecule: messenger RNA, 3429 nt
Organism: Mycena indigotica
Lineage: Eukaryota; Fungi; Basidiomycota; Agaricomycetes; Agaricales; Mycenaceae
Exons: 24
Coding region: 1-3429 (1142 amino acids)
Biological process (GO): small GTPase-mediated signal transduction
Molecular function (GO): calcium ion binding; GTPase activity; GTP binding
Source: RefSeq, a predicted model, not a curated record